GCACAAAAUGAUAACGAGUGGAAUUUAAGAGCAUGCAGUGCAAAAUUUAUUGGCAUUCUCGCUAAUGUAUUUGGAGAUGAAAUCCUUCUAACACUCAUGCCUCUUAUUAAGGCAAAACUAUCAAGAUAUGAUGAUGAGACUUGGAAAGAAAGGGAAGUUGCUGUUUAUGCUCUUGGAGCUAUUGCUGAAGGAUGCAAUAAAAUUUUCUACCCUCACUUUGCCUUGUUACAGAUUGUAACAAUCCUUCGUCGUCUUUUAAAUGAUCAAUUUCCUCUCGUACGAAGAAUAACGUGCUGGACACUUUAUCAAUUUGGCACAUAUGUUUUUGAGGAAAAUAAUUCGGUGAAUAGUGAACUCUUUAGAAAAGUUCUUAAGGGUCUUCUUCUCAAAGUUUUGGAUACGAACACUUGUGUCCAGGAAGCUGCAUGUUUAGCUUUGACAACUCUUGAAGAGGAUGCUGGUGAAAACUUAGUACCACACCUGAAAAAGAUAUUAACACAGCUAAUGCGCGCUUUUGGAAAGUAUCAGAGACGGAACUUAAAAGUUCUUUUUGAUGCUAUUAGAGCACUAGCAGAUUCAGUUGGAAUUGAUCUGAAUAAGCCUUCUUAUCUUAAGAUUUUGAUUCCCCCACUGGUUUCGACGUCGGAACAAAUUUCAGAUUCAGAUAAAGAUGUAAUUCCAUUGCUAAAAUGCUUCACAUCCAUUUCUAAGGCUUUAGAAGUAGGAUUCGCUCCAUUUUCUUUGUAUGUUUUUGAGAGGUGCAUGGAUAUCCUCCAACUACAACAGCUAGCUAAGGUUGAUCAUGAUUUUGCUGAGGUUGAAUACGACCCAAAAAUCGUUGUUUGUUCUCUUGAAUUUGUUUCUGGAGUUGCUGAAGGGCUUGGCAGUGGGAUAGAGUCUCUGCUUUCACAAAGUAAUCUAAGGGAUAUGCUUCUCAAGUGUUGCAUGGAUGAAACUCCUGAUGUUAGAGAAAGUGCUUUUGCCCUUAUUUGUGAUCUUACAAAAGCAUGCCCGGUUUAUCUAGAACCCCGCCUGCUUGAGUUCCUCGAAAUCGCCAGCCAACAACUGAGUGAAAAUUUUAGUGGAGAAAACCUUUCUGCUGCAAAUAAUGCUUGUAAAGCCAUUGGAGAAUUAGCUUUCAAGUUUCCUCAAGAAGUCUCACCAGUUGUGACCAAUGUUGUCUCUUCCUUAGGCCUGAUUAUUCAAAAUGGAGAGACACUAGAAUUGGAGAGUGCAACUACACUAGUUGAAUACAUUGCAAUUGAACUAGCUAUGAACAGUGCAAUUACCAUUGGGAUACUAGCAUUUAUUCAUCCAGACCUCGGUGCACCGCACAUAGAGAACUUCAUGAAGCCUUGGUGCAUGAGAUUGGCAACGUUAGAUGAUAACAGUACAAAAGAAACUGCAUUUCGAGGGUUAUGUGCAAUGGUUAAGGUGAAUCCAUCAAGAUAUGUCAGCUCGGUUGCUUUUAUAUGCUUAGCCAUUGCAAGCUGGCAAGAAACAAGAAGCAUUGUCAUCCAAAACGAAUUCUCCCAAGUGCUAAACGACUAUAAAAACAUGCUUGGAAGAAACUCAUGGGAAGAAUGUCUUUCUGUUUUGGAUCCUGUUUUUAAGGAAAGGCUUGCUGAAAGGUAUCAAGUGUGACAUUGAUCGUAAAUCGGUUAAGUCUCAAAUCAGGGAGAUCUCAUUGCAAACAACAAAUAGAGUCCCAGGGUUUGAGCAAAAAGUGUUUCAGUUGCAUUUACAUUCUAAAUACAAAAUUUGAUCAUUUGGAUUUGGAUCCAUGAUUUAUACCUUGGACCAAUGAUAACUCUUUCAAUCAAGUUGUGGUUUUAUUUAAAAGAACAAAUAUCUUAAUUUUGAUCAAUAACGAGCGAAGUUAAUUGUUUCAAAAAGGUCAAAGUCUUUUAUAUGAGUCAAAUUACCCUUCGACUAUUCUCUCAAAUAAAGAGAUCAUUGUAGUACUCAGGGAUCGAAUUCCACAAUUCUCGAAUCACACAUUAGACUAAUGGCUAUCGAAUUAACUUAAACAGAAAAUAAGAAUAUUAAAAAUAAAAA
Arabidopsis lyrata subsp. lyrata is the source of this 2058-nucleotide messenger RNA. RefSeq names its product transportin-1. Lineage: Eukaryota; Viridiplantae; Streptophyta; Magnoliopsida; Brassicales; Brassicaceae. Gene Ontology annotation, molecular function: protein binding; nuclear import signal receptor activity. The transcript has 18 exons. Gene Ontology annotation, cellular component: nucleus; cytoplasm. Gene Ontology annotation, biological process: protein import into nucleus. The record is from RefSeq and is a predicted model, not a curated record. The annotation marks the transcript as partial.